Messenger RNA from Penaeus monodon (black tiger shrimp), 891 nucleotides. RefSeq lists its product as uncharacterized. NCBI's taxonomy places the organism in Eukaryota, Metazoa, Arthropoda, Malacostraca, Decapoda, Penaeidae. The coding region runs from base 90 to 806 and encodes 238 amino acids. Gene Ontology annotation, biological process: regulation of DNA-templated transcription. The record is from RefSeq and is a predicted model, not a curated record. Gene Ontology annotation, molecular function: DNA-binding transcription factor activity. The transcript has 2 exons.
UGCCUACUCGGUCAUGAAAAGUUGUAGUUAUCCGAACCAAUCCCGCAUGAAGGAAAAUAGAGAAAUUACGCAAACCGAGGCGCUCCAUCAUGGCUUACUACGAGUCAACAGACGCUUCCCGCUUCGGCGGUGUCGCGCCAAGAGGGAAUCAGGAUCUUGAAAGAUACGUGGACUCUAUUCUUCCGGAGACAUUCAGACCCAGUUUCGGGGAAGACCUAGACGCCAGGCGGUCUUUGGACCUGGACUUGGGAGCAGCAAGUCUAUGGCCUGACGACUCCCGCGAUAGCCUGGAUGCUUGCCUGGACUUCAGCGGAAACAACGUAGCAGGUUUCUCAUCGGAUGUGUCUUAUAAUGACCAGGGUCAUUCGAGUUUGUGUGAUGUUUUGGGAGAAGAAGCAGCUGGAGGCCUUAACCUGUUCGAUGGCCCUCUGUCGCUGGAUUCCGACCAACGCCUUCGGGACUCGCGAAGCUCCUUGGGUGCCACUUCGCCUUGUUCCGGCAGAAAGGGAUACCGACACAGACACACGAGAAAAUACCUUCGAGACGAGCGCCUCCAGAAGGAGCGGAACCGCGAACUCAACAACGAGGCGUCUGUCCUGUACCGGGAGAGGCAGCGGGCGACUACCUCCAAGAAGGAAAAGCAGCUGCAACACUUGCAACAGGAAAACGAUCAGCUUUGCAAAAAAAUGGAACUCCUGACCAUGCAGAGUGACUGGUGCCACGACGUUUAUGUGAAGUAUAACAGUUAUUUUCCAAAUCCAUUCGAAGAGGCCUCACAGGACUAUGGAACUCGUUAUAAUGCAUAAGAUCUUUAUAAAUAUCAAGAGUUUUUCUUUGUCAUAUGAUUACUUAGGCUAAAGAUAUUAAACAAUUAUUUUCUGUUCUAUUUAA